AUGUAUGUACGCAGCGCACUCUUCUCCCUGGCUGCUCUUGCGGCGGCCAAGGAGAUGCCAAAGGAUGAAAUCAAGGCGGCAGAGUUGUACGACUCUGGCAUCAGGCACGCGAACAACAUGGCUCUGAAGAAGGAAUCAUGGGCAAGGCAGGAAGCCAUGGGUGCCUACAACUCGGCACAGUACCCGGAGAUCAAGGACAAGGUCGAGUGCAUCAAUGGCACUGCUACUGCGGGAGCCGAUGUGUUCAAAUGCAGCAACAUCGAUCUUCUCCAUUUUCUACCUCAUGACAAGCUAGGAAGCACCCGUGGUGUAGGAUCUUCUUCUUGGGGAUGGACUUCUGACGAUGGUCGCGAGUUUGUUUGCAUCGGCCAACAAGACGGGGCUGCCUUCGCCGAGAUCACCAAAGCAGGAAAAUUGUCGUACCUCGGACGCCUUCCUGCAUAUUCAACGCCUAGCACUUGGCGGGAGAUCCGUGGUCAGAAAAACCUCAUGAUCAUUGGUAGCGAGGCGGAGAAACAUGGUAUCCAGAUUUUCGACAUGAAGAAGCUCCUCACUGUUGACCCUGCCAAGCCAGUGAUCUUCAGCAACUCAAAAGAUCUGACGGGUCACUACAAUGGUCUUCCUACGGGCCGCGCGCACAAUGUUGUGACCAAUCCAGAGACUAACUUCAUCUAUGCGGUUGGUGCGAUGCCCAGAAACGACAAGUGCAGAUCUGGCAUCAUCUUCAUUGAUAUUUCCAAUCCUGCAAAGCCAACGAGUCCAGGAUGUGCCUCGCAAGACGGAUACGUGCACGAUGCUCAGUGCCUUAUCUACCGCGGACCCGACAAGGCGUUUGUUGGCCGUGAGAUCUGUUACGGUUACAAUGAAGACUCUCUGACCAUCUAUGAUGUCACGGACAAGAAGGCUCCUGUUAUCUUGUCCAACACAUCGUACGAAGGUGCUGCAUACACCCACCAAGGACAAGUUCUGGACCCCAACAACCAACAGUACUUACUGCUCGACGACGAGUACGACGAAUAUGACAAGGUUGGACCUGGCAUCCCUGGUAACCCCAUCACCUACAUCUGGGACAUAUCCUCUCUGAGGAAGCCAAGGCAGACUGGACUGUACAAGAGUCCGGCCAAGGGUAUCGAUCACAACCAGUAUGUCGCGAACGGGUAUGCGUACCAAAGCAACUACGGUACCGGAUUCCGUGUGCUGGACGUUCGAUCAAUUCCAAGCGACCCCACGGGCAAGGGUGUCAAGGAAGUUGGUUUCUUUGACAUCUACCCCGAGGAUGACAACAUGCCCGGAGGCGGCUCGGUCGACUUUGUCGGUUCGUGGUCGAGUUAUGCACUUUUCAAGAGUGGCCACAUUCUCGUGAACACGAUGGAGCGAGGCGCUUUCGUUGUCAAGUUCAAGGCGGGCUAUCCCAAAUAA
Molecule: messenger RNA, 1419 nt
Organism: Plenodomus lingam JN3
Lineage: Eukaryota; Fungi; Ascomycota; Dothideomycetes; Pleosporales; Leptosphaeriaceae
Cellular component (GO): extracellular region
Source: RefSeq, a predicted model, not a curated record